Molecule: messenger RNA, 1255 nt
Organism: Brachypodium distachyon (stiff brome)
Lineage: Eukaryota; Viridiplantae; Streptophyta; Magnoliopsida; Poales; Poaceae
Exons: 4
Coding region: 122-997 (291 amino acids)
Source: RefSeq, a predicted model, not a curated record
GUGGAGCCUGUUUACUUAUUGGCACAGGAAUCAAUUACAAGAAAGCUCACAAGUCCAUCACCGAAAAGACAAAAAAAGAAGAAGAGGAAAAACAAUACCAUUGCAAGGAGAGCAGAGGGAGAUGACAUCGCCAAGCCUGACGACAUACCGGCACGCUGUAGUUCAUCCGGGUGCAGGCAGGAGGAUCGUAGCAUGCAGUGGCAUCAAGGUGACGCCGAUCAGAUCAGGAGGGGAGAGUUCAACAUCAAGAUCAAGGAAGAAUUGUGUUAUGAAUGUCUCGUUGUCGUCGUCGUCGCCGCCGCCGCCGCUGCCGCGAGCGAUCACCACUUGCUCUCUGAAGCCUCCGCCUUCGCACCGCGGCAAGGCGAAGGACAGGAAGAAGAUCAAUCCCAGAGACCUCUUCACCUUCUCCUACAGGUUCAACACUGACAUCCCCAUGGGUGAAACUCCAGGGGCUUCCAUUGACGAUUACCUCAAUAACAGGCCCAGGAUCGUUGGAGCCGUGUUCCCUGAUAAGCGCAAGCGAACCAAACUCAACGAUGAGGAGUGGAGCGUGCAGCUGCUCCCGAUCCAGUUCCUCUUCCUGUCGGCGUCUCCGGUGAUCGCCAUCCGCUUCGUCUUCAAGUCCGGCGGCAAGGGUUACCCGCCCCACGUCCCCCUCCGCGCCACCAGCCUCCUCCUCAUGGAAGUCACGGACUACAAGCUGAAGGGACUGGAGAGCGAGGCGAUGCCGCCGCACCUGGCGCUGACGGUGCGGGGGGCGCUGUACCCGCAGCCGGAAGGGAGGCGGAGCCUGAGGGGACACGUGGAGAUGAGCGUCGGCUUCAACCUCCCGCCCGUGCUGGCGCUGGUGCCGCCGGGCAUCAUCCGGGGCGUCGGCGACACGGUGCUCAGGCAGCUCGGGGAGCAGAUGAAGCACGACUUCGACAAGGGCCUCGCCGCGGACUUCAAGAAGUACACCAGGGAGAAGCUAACCGACAAGAGGACUAGACACUGACUUGAUCUCCUUUCCUUUCACCGCCCAGAAACAACAGUAGCGAUAGAAGUGAGUAGUAAAUUUUACAUAAGAUUCUUUUGGAUCUCAUCGCAUGAUCAAAAAGAUAGCACGCACACAAAUAGCGUCGCGUUAUUUCAUCAGUGCGAUGGUGGAGCAUGAGUGAGAGGUUAAAAGAAGUUAGGAUCUCAUUUGUUCACUGUAAAUAUUGAAGUAGUACAAUAAUAUUUACAUGAAUAUUCAUUCAGCCUUACCAUUGAA